Molecule: messenger RNA, 1365 nt
Organism: Trichoderma gamsii
Lineage: Eukaryota; Fungi; Ascomycota; Sordariomycetes; Hypocreales; Hypocreaceae
Exons: 1
Coding region: 1-1365 (454 amino acids)
Biological process (GO): regulation of DNA-templated transcription
Molecular function (GO): DNA-binding transcription factor activity, RNA polymerase II-specific; zinc ion binding
Source: RefSeq, a predicted model, not a curated record
AUGCAUCGACGGUCUAAGCAAAAGUCUUGCUUUGCAUGCGUUGCAUCUAAGCGAGGCUGUGACAAAGAGCUGCCUAUAUGCUCGCGCUGUGAGGAGAAGGAAAUCGCCUGCGAGUAUCCUGCUGUACGCCAUCGGCGGGGGAAGCAGCUACCGAAAUCGAGCCAAGCUAGCGUUGCCAACGAUGGCCCUCGGGCUGAUGAACAUAGCAUUACUGCGAAUCAACUUGCAACAACUGACGAGCGUGGGGACAUUCAUUUUCUUGGUAUGGAUGGUAAUAACUCGACUACGCAACUCCACAAUCCACAAAGCUGUUCAACGUUUACGGGCACAAAUCUACCGUCUCAUGCUUCAUUCUUGCCCGUCUUUCCUUCACAAAAUGGCUUGGAUACCGAUCCGUCUUCUGCCAACCGGCUUUUACCUCCAUAUGACGGGCUGAAGUUUUUCCUACUUCCUUCGGCUUGGACAAUCGCCUAUCAUUAUGAACCGCCAGCUGCCUAUCCUCCUGGCGAGGUGCUGUUGAAUUUCACUCGGGGUAUACAGUCAUGGCUUAAACGUUUCCUUCGCCAAGGUCAUAACCCUUUUAUUCAUCGCCACCUCUAUUCUAAUACAACCAUGCCACUGUGUAUGCAAGAUGCAUUUGCUUCCAUCUCAAUUCAUCAGAAUGCGAUUGCAAGCAACGAGCACAUCAUUGACGACAUUUUUGCCUCUCAGGUUGGUGACCUCGUCACGAAACAGCCAAUUGAAGGUUCAGAGGCGUUUACACUACUAUCAACGAGGGAUCAUAUAGCACGCACACAAGCUUUGCUAAUUCAGCUUCUAUUAGCUCUCUUCUCAUCUUCAAUCCCUCGCCGAGCUAAAGCUGAGUGCUUAAUUGCAACGUUGCAUCAUUGGACGAAUCAAUUGUGGCAAUCAGCAAGCCAGGAUGCAAAUUUCCAUACUGUCGUUCAAUCCAUACCCUCAGUAGAUGAUGUCGGAUCUGGUUCAAUAGAGGAUCCAGUGCCCGGCUUGUACCAAAGUUUUGUGCUAUACGAGUCUGCCCGUCGCACCUGGAUACUAAGUAACUUUGCCACUGGCGUUUACCAAAGUCUCAGGGGUGAUUGGGGGACCACCUGCACUGGAGAUAUAUGUAUAACUGCACGAGCCGAAUUGUGGGAUGCGUCUUCGCCAGCGCGCUGGGCUGCUAUUGCACAAUCCAAAGACCCUUUGUUUAUCUACAGUCUACACGGUCAGUCUUUACUCAAAGACAGUGUUGCUGCAGAGGAAGUGGAUGAGUUUAUGAGACAUCUUUAUACAAUCAUGUGGGGCAUUGACAAGGUUGAAGACUGGAUUGUGCGAAGCGGAGAUGCAGUAUCGACAAUGUAUUAG